AUGAUCUUUCUUCUGCUCGGUCUGCUUUGCUCCAUCUGGGUAGAACCUGCUCAAUGUCUGGAGGAGAACAGAGAGUUCAACUUUACAGAGGACCUCCGUCAGCUCGCUGUGGGCAACAACUCUGUUUACAUCGCUACAGAGGAGAAUCUUUACCAGCUGAGCCGUGACCUGACUCUGAUCUACAACCUGACCCAGAGAGGGAUCUUAAAGAGCACCGACCAACAGGAUAAAGAGGAGUUUUACAGAGACCCCAUGAAGGCUGUCUUAAACGCAACUUUCAGUGUUAAUGUUUUAUUACCAUUUGAGGAAAAUGACACAUUGAUCAGCUGCGGUGUGACUGGAAACGAACUCUGUGGUUUCUGUAAAGUUCUGGACCUGAAGAACAUCUCUAAGCUGGUUUACAGUGAAUCCAUCCAGGUGGGACCUCAGAGGAGCAGCAGUGGGUCUGUCAGCUUUCUGGUGGAUGUGAAGGAGAAACCAGGUCAGACUGAGACUUACAUUCUGACAGCGAUAAAGAACCCGAGAGACAAGACAGAGUGUAGCGAUGAUUUAAAGACAAUCAACCUUCAAAACACUGAUCAUAAACAGCCUGGGGAUAUAUUUUCCUGGUCUGGUCGAUCAGGUGAUAAACCUGGGAUCCAAACUGAAGCUGAUGUAGAGUUUGUGGACGGAUUCCAGAUCAACUCAACAGUGUAUCUGUUCUCCAACGUGGCAUCAGGAGGUAAAACCAACAAAAUCCGUCUGAUCUGGCUUCAGGCUGAAACCAGUAAAACUCAGACUCUGGAGUCUCUUCAUGGAGCGACUCUCAGUUCCUCUGGAGGCAGCAGACUGCUGGCCUCCUCGGUCGUCCCAGGUGGACAGCAGGUCCUGUGGAGUGGAGUGUUCAGUGUGGACGGAGGAGAAAGCAACACUGAGCUGCUGCUGUUUGACGUCAGUCCUGAUCUCAGCAGGGAGAAGAAUAGAGAUCCAGACUUUUUUUACACAUCAAAAAGUACAAAUUCCUGGUCUGUGCUCCUGAAACCGAAGGCUUUGCUUUUUAAGCAGAACCUCAUGAGUUCUGUUCUGGCCGUCAGGCUGAACGGCUGGAUGGUUUUCUUCAUUGGAACAGCAGAUGGACAGAUCAUCAAGCUCUCUGUAGACAGGAAGUAUCAGCCCUCCUGUCCACAGAUCCUCUACAGAACCACUGGAGACAACAAAGUGUUUCCAAAAGUCCAACUGGAUCCAGUGGAUCAGAAACAUCUCUAUGUGCCGUUUAAAAACCAGGUGAAACGUGUUCCAGUGUCAAACUGCAGAACUUACCAAAAUGUGAAGGAUUGUCUUUCUGCCCAGGAUCCAUUCUGUGUCUGGUGUGUCUCUAAGAAAAGCUGCUCAUUUAAAGACGACUGCACAGGUUCAGAGAGGCUGUCCAUCCCUGAUGAAUCCAAGCAGAAAAUAGUUUCUCACAGAUUUCUGAAGGACUCCACAGGAGAGAUAAAAAUAGUCGUCCAAUCACACCUGACUACGGAGAGGAAGGUUCAGCCUAACUUCACCUGUGAUUUCUCUACAACCUCCACCCAGCUUUGUAAAAAACAGGAACCAAAACCACAGUACCCACAAUGCACCUGCAUUCUCAAUGCCCCUUUCCCUGCUGAUGAUCUUGACGUUACCGUGACGAUCAGACUUGGAGACACAUUUCUGUCAGAAAAAAUAAAGAUGGUCGACUGUUCCAGUAUCCAGGGGCAACCAAGUUUUCACCUGUGUCAGCGGUGUGUCAGAGCAGGAUGUGGAUGGAGACAGAACAGCUGCUCCUGGGCCACUGACGCAGUCAGCAGCGUUUCUUCUCAGAUGGACAUUUGUGCAAACAUUGGGCAGUUUGGGAGGAACCUUUCUAAACCAGAGAUCUCCUCCAUCUCUCCCAGCGUUGUGUCUUUCUAUGGCAGAAAUCAGGCUGUGUUGUCGGGUCGUAACCUCCGAGAUGCGACCGGAGUCAGGAUUAAAGCAGACCUGGACUGUGACCCAAAGGAAUCCCCGGUGUGGAACAACAACGGCUCCAGUCUGACCUUCCCUAUUCCCAGCACAGAAGCUAAAGGCCUGGCCAAAGUGUGUGUUCUCCUUCCAGAUGGAAGUUGCCACGGCAACUUCACCAUCACCUAUCAGUCAUCACCAAUCUGCACUGAUAUUACACCAAGCAGCAGCUGGAGAAGUGGGGGCAGGAAGGUCACUAUUUCUGGGACUCACCUGGAUUUGGUGGAGGGGAUCACACACAGCCCCGCCCAGCAGGAAGUCAUGUCUCCCAUGAGCAGCAGCUAUCAGACUCUCAUCUAUGAAACGCCUGCAGCCAAAAGCCCUCUGGUGUCCAGCAGCACCGUGUUUCUGAAAGUCGUCAAUGAAACGUUGCCCUGCGCUCAGAAAAUAACUUACUAUCCUGACCCAGAGUUUUCCAGCUUCGCGGCCGUGAAGGAAGGGAAAGAUGUCCGCAUCACUAUUCAGAAAAAGGCAGAUAACCUGCAGAUGACAGAAGCAGAGCUGUCAGUUGUGGGAAUUCAGAAUGAAAUUGAACAUGACUGCUUCAUAAAACCCGAAGGAAUAAGAAACAAGACAGAAACCUUCAUCUGUGAGAUCAAAGGACUGCAAAGCGCCGACAUUGAUAUAGUCAAGAUCAAUUACGGAAAGAAAACAAUAAAUCUGCGGAUUUUGUCUUUAUUCCAUAAAGUCCUUAUGAUUCUGCGGCUCUUGCUGGUACCCUGCGUUGUUGCCGUGCAGGUGAUUAUUUGUAUGUGGGACAGACGGACUCACGGCUGAGACAAAACUCUGAUCAGUUUCUGGAAGGAGAACUCCAAUAAAGAGGCGUGUUUUCUUCUUUUCCUGAACAGCUUGGUGUUUGAAUGCUUUAUGCUCCGUGACAUUUCUUUUGUUGUGUAUCUAGAGGAAUUAAAAACCCUAAACCUCUGUCUUUCCGAAACAUCAUGUUUUUAGAAAUGAACUCAGAAAAUCAAGAAAUCAGUUUUCAGGGCCGGCCCAAGGUCAUAUGGGGCCCUAAGCAGAACUUGAUUUGGGGCCUGUCCUGCUCAGAACGUCAGCGCCACUAACAGCAUCGGAGACCGGAAGUGGUGGAAUCCGGGUAAGGGGGCGGAGCUUAAAGCAAUCUGAGAUAAUUGGUCAUUUGCUGGGAUGUAUUUAUAGACAAACUGGAAAUCAAACACAAAACAUUAAAGUCGCAGCAUCAGAUUGUAACAACAGUAACAUAAUCACACUGUGAAGAUUGUUUUUUUGUUUUUUUUACAGUUUUACAAAGUAAAUGUUGAGUAGAUCAAAUCUACUCAACGCUCUACUGUUCAAAUCUUUUCAUUUAACAAUGUGGAAACCUUCACAUCAAACUUAAUAUUCUCAUUCUCUAUAAACAAAAUUUUUAAAAUAUGUUUGUGUUCAAAUCCGUAUAUUUAUGGAAGGCCCCUGAUGAUCUAUGGGCCCUAAAUAGUGGCUUAGUUUGCUUCUGCCUUGGGCCGGCUCUGUUUGUUUUGCACCUUUGCUGAUUGAACCGUUUUGUUGUUUUCUUUUUCAAUGUUUACCUAUUAUUGUAGUAGAUAACAAAUGUGUGUGCAAAUAAUGCUUCUGCACUGUGUAAAAGUUUUGAACGUCGAAAUGUUGACAAUAAUGGAAAAAGCAUUUGUGCUCAAAUAUUAUUGUUCAUGUACAAACACAGUGUUUUGGGCAGGAGGCUUUUUUUCUACUGCUGCAAAUCCACAUUUUGAGUGACUCAUCUGUUGGUCAACAAAUACACAAUUCAUUAGUUUUUGGGGUUUUUUUUGGUUUUGUUUUUUGGACAAAAAUGAAAGUGCAAAGAGAAUAGUGACAAAAAUAUCGAAUGUUUUUAACGAAAUUUGAGAUGUGCCUUCAUCCUAUGUCACUUAGUGAACUGAAUGACAAAUGAAAUUUUUUAUACCAUUAAAACUUUAUUAAAAGGAGUCUAGAUGUGCUGGGACAAUGGUUACUGGUCAGCUGCAGCAGAAGGGGGGAAAAGCAGGGAGAUGAAACCAACAGAGGAAGAAUAUUAAUCCACAGAAUCUAUGUCAAUUCUGCAAAGAGAGAAGAAUCACAAAAGAGAACCCAAAUCAUUCAAAGUGAUCACUUUCAUACAGCGAGCUGACUUUCAUUUUCCCGACAAGAAAAUCUCUUAUUGCAUAUUCAGUUGUGUCAAAAGUUUUAAUCGACUCCUAAGUUAGAGCAUUUUUAUGUUCUUAAUCAGCAGGAUUUUCUUGUUAACUGCAGCUGGAAAUGCGACGGAGCCAGCCAGCUCAUUUAAUAAUCUGGGUUAUUGGUAAUAACUCUAAAUAUCAAUGUUAGGAGAAAUAUUAAGAUCAAUGAUUUAACUAAACAAUAAAUAUGCUGAGAAGGUUCACAUUCCGACCUCCAACGUUUAAUGAUUUCCGAGGCACAUCUAAAUGGAAAAUGUUUUGAACAAACUACAACCACUAGCAACAUCUCACUGGUUCUCGUUUCAGAGUGUAAGGAAGUGGUGUAUGUGUGAUGUACUGAGGUAACAGCAGUGUGAACCUGAGCACAUUUCCAACCACAGCGAACCAGAAAAUGCUCUUGGCAUGGUGCGUUCGGACCAUUUCGAACUCAGGUGGUUCGGAAUAUACUUGCUGCACCUUCAACAGGUUACAAAGUAGAGCUUGUUGGCUGUGAUUGAUGCAAUUCAUAUACAGGGAACACCGGUGAUUUGCAAAUAUUUAAAAUAAAGUUCUAUAGAUAAAAUAAAAUUUUUGCUUCCUGGAGGCGUGACCGGUUCUCAGGUUUUACGUUUUACCCAACGGCUGGCGUCUGUCCGUGGCGUAUGUAACACCAUGUUCUUUGUCAGGAGAUGAAACUUGUUAAAUUAACCCCAAGGUGCGUCAGCUUCCCAAGCUGCAUUUCUUUUUAAAUGUUUUUUUUUAUUUUUUUACAUAUGGUCAACAAAAUGUAACGAGGUUGACUAGCUAAACUUUCUAUCAAUAAUUUGAAGUUACGUUCUGUUGGAAUAACUUUAUGUGUUUUAAGGUUUAUUAUUAACCUUUUGUUUUACCUUUGUACUUACAUUUUGAUGGUGUGCUUUGAGUGUUUGAAAGUGUUUGCAGAACAGGUACCUGUGAGAGGCGGCCUGCUUAGAAGUGAAGAGGAGGGUACCAUGAACGAGACAUUCCAGCGGUCAUGCCCUAGAGCACAUGUGUCAAACUCCAGUCCUCAAGGGAAUGAAAUGGCUUCAUUACCUCCUUGUGUAGAUCAGAUC
Molecule: messenger RNA, 5248 nt
Organism: Xiphophorus maculatus (southern platyfish)
Lineage: Eukaryota; Metazoa; Chordata; Actinopteri; Cyprinodontiformes; Poeciliidae
Product: plexin-D1-like
Exons: 16
Coding region: 1-2781 (926 amino acids)
Biological process (GO): positive regulation of axonogenesis; regulation of GTPase activity; regulation of cell shape
Cellular component (GO): semaphorin receptor complex
Molecular function (GO): protein binding; semaphorin receptor activity
Source: RefSeq, a predicted model, not a curated record